UGGAAAUGUCUGCUUGAAAAAUAUAAUAAUGAUAAUGUGGUUAAUUAUUUGCAACAGCUUUAUGCUAAUAAAGAAUCACAGGCAAAGGCGUUUGUGCUUAAAUUAUUUACAGUGGGAAUGUUGUCUACUUCUCAGAUUAAAAGCUAUAAUACAAAGUUUAAAAGAUUGAUAUUUAAUUCCAACACAACUAAAUUAGAACUUUCAGAGAAGUUAACAGCAUGUAUUCUUGAGGAAGACAAAAAAACUGAAUAUGCUUUAUUUCAUGUUUAG
Racocetra fulgida is the source of this 270-nucleotide messenger RNA. The record is from the annotation of a GenBank genome assembly. Lineage: Eukaryota; Fungi; Glomeromycota; Glomeromycetes; Diversisporales; Gigasporaceae.